AUCGGCGAAGGCGGAGAUGACCUGUCUCUCCCCUGAUAUUUACUUAUUUUGUUUAAAUCUUCGAUUACCACAAUGAAUAUUAAGUUAUUCUUGAUAUGUGUGGUAAUGAUGUACACCAUGCACCAAGGGCCUGCUGUUUAUCGGGACUUUGCAUGCGUGGAACCCGAGCCAGGAUAUGCCAAAAGAUUGUUUUAUUAUUUCACCGCAAGUGAAAUUGAGAAAGUCUGUCCAACGGUUACCGAUCUGACAUGGCGAAUUGGAAACGAGGUAUUCAAUAACCUGAUGUGUGUGCUUCUUACCCUGCUGCUGGGCUAUGCGCCGUCGAUCGGGCAAAUCGUCAAAGAGAAAUGGUCAGCAGCCGUGUCAAUGUUCCAAGAAUGGAGAGCUCGCCCUUCCCUCUGCCGUCACUGCGGUACUGCCCCAUGUCAGGUUGAAAGGAGAUCCUUGUGGAAGCCCUCUGGUACUCGUAAGAAAGACAAGGCGAACUUCGCAAAAAGGUCAAACGCCAUGAUGUUGUUUUACUAUGGACUAGAGUUGUCCGUGGUACUAACCAUAGAGCUGCCAUGGAAUGACCUGUACUGGAAGAGGAAGUUCGUCCAGCAUUUUGAGGAGGAGCAUAUGAUAUUGUUCCCAGUGUGCAUCCAGCGUCAGAUCAACUACUGGUACCCUGUCCCUCGCUAGAUUUGUGGCGCCGUUCAAAGAGAAGAAUGUGGUUAUGGAAAAGAAGUUUAAGAUUGACGUCAGAGACUCAAUUUGUUUGUCAUUUUUUUUUGGGCCACGAUCCGAUCCGAUUUGAUUGGGGUUUGGCCAAUGAUAUAUUGUACUUUAUAUUUGUUAUAUUGAAUUGUAACUCUAUGGAUCUUGACCACUAGUGGUUUCGUGAAAGACUGAAACGAUACCUGAUGAAUUGGCUAUUUAUAACUUACCUAGUAAUGUCCAGCAGUGGUCCAAUUUAUAAAUUUCGAUGGUGUUGUUUGAUUGGUCAGUUGUUAAUUUGAGUAGAUGUGGAGCUGGAAAGUUGACCAAGCAGCAUUGGUCAGUUCGAAGUCGGUUCGCCUUAUGUAGAUGUUCCCGGUAUCUAUUAUGUUGGCAAGUUAGAACGAUGUCCAUCUUAACUGUUUAUUAGUGAUUUGUGAAAAUUUCGUCAAAUACUCAACGCAUAGGUCAGAUCAAAUCACCGGUGUGUUCCAUGCUGUUUGCGGCUAUCAUUUCGAAAGGUUCUACCUCUGACACAUCUUGAAAGCUAUCGGUCCCUCGUACAUUUAUGCUAUGCUUAGUAUUUUGGCUUGAUUUUGCAAUGACCGCUAAUGGCAUGGUGAGAUUGUGUUGUCGUGGUCAGUUAUACACU
Molecule: messenger RNA, 1348 nt
Organism: Mizuhopecten yessoensis (Yesso scallop)
Lineage: Eukaryota; Metazoa; Mollusca; Bivalvia; Pectinida; Pectinidae
Exons: 5
Coding region: 73-681 (202 amino acids)
Source: RefSeq, a predicted model, not a curated record